AUAAAAAAAAGUACACUGAACUUUGUCUCUGCAAACAGUCAGAACACAACAGACGGGAAAGAUCCUCGGCAGCCUGUCAGUCAAAGGAUUUUUGAAAAACGAUUACGAAAUGGAGUUAAGAGUGCUGUUCUCCCUCAUUUAUUCCUCUGGUUUUCUGUGCGUCCUUAACAGUCAAGAGCCCAAAACUCCUGACGUCACGGAUCUGGCCUUCAAAAAUAUUGACUUUGCCAUGAACCUCUAUCGCAAGAUAUCAAGUUAUCAUGACAAAAACAUCUUCUUCUCGCCGCUGAGUGUUUCCACGUCUUUCGCCACGCUCUUACUGGCCUCCAAGGGCUCGACACGCAGUCAGAUGGCGAAGGGCCUGAAUCUGGACUCUCUGGACGGGACUGGAGACGCGACGCUCAUCCCACAGCUCUUUGAGCAGCUGCAGAAGAACAUCUCGCAGGACGGAAAACUGCACAUGGAGCAGGGCACGGCACUCUUCGUAGACGAGCGCUUUAACGUCGAGAGAGUCUUCAGCGAUCAGAUCAAGACGUUCUUCGGUGCCGAUGUGAACAAUGUGGAUUUCAGUGAGACAGAGCUCAGCAAGAGCACCAUCAACGAGUAUGUGAGCAGAAAGACCGGCGGCAAAGUGAACGAAAUGGUGACAAGCGUCGAGCCGCUGACACAGAUGAUGCUCCUCAACACCAUUUUCUUUCAGGGUGACUGGGAUAGUCCGUUCGACCCCAACAGCACAGAAAUGAGUCGCUUCUAUGUGGACAAGUACAACAUCGUUCAAGUCCCCAUGAUGGUGAAGGAGGACAGAUUCUCCACGGCUGAGGACCGUGAGCUGCGAGCUCGAGUGCUGCGUCUGUCGUACCGCGGCGGAGCGGCGCUGCUCAUCGUCCUUCCCGACGCCACAGCCGACUACACCGUCAUCGACGACGAGAUCAGCGCCGAUCGAUUCCACCGCUGGAUCAAAAACAUGAGACGCAUAAAAAUGGAGGUUCAUCUGCCCAAGUUCAAGAUGGAGCAGUCGUACAACUUGCAUGAAAUCCUGCCACAUCUGGGCAUCAGCAGCGUUUUCCUCCAUUCAGCCAACCUGACGGGUUUGAGCAAAGACGCGCAUCUGAGAGUCUCACAGGUGCUGCAUAAAGCCGUCAUCGAGGUGGAUGAGAAGGGCACGACUGCAGCCUCGGUCACAUCAGUGGGAAUCACAGCUUAUUCUCUGCCAGCCACCUUCAUCAUCAACAGGCCCUUCUUCUUCUUUCUGUACCAUGAAGCCACUUCUAGUCUGCUGUUCAUGGGCAGAGUGAUUGACCCCACAAAGAACUGAGCCACUGACUGGAGACGCUUGCGCCUCUUCAACACAUAGAACCACACACUAACGGAGCGAUACUUCAGACAGAAAACAUUACCAAACUCUGUGAACACUGUGUGGAUAAGCACAUUGUAUUGUAAGAAAUAAAGUGAGGAAAUAGUGC
This is a messenger RNA of Sinocyclocheilus grahami, 1463 nucleotides long. Its product is annotated as protein Z-dependent protease inhibitor-like. The record is from RefSeq and is a predicted model, not a curated record. The transcript has 5 exons. Lineage: Eukaryota; Metazoa; Chordata; Actinopteri; Cypriniformes; Cyprinidae. Gene Ontology annotation, molecular function: serine-type endopeptidase inhibitor activity. Gene Ontology annotation, biological process: blood coagulation. Bases 110 to 1315 code for a protein of 401 amino acids.